Messenger RNA from Notothenia coriiceps (black rockcod), 801 nucleotides. RefSeq names its product centromere protein S (gene cenps). Gene Ontology annotation, molecular function: chromatin binding; protein heterodimerization activity. Lineage: Eukaryota; Metazoa; Chordata; Actinopteri; Perciformes; Nototheniidae. Gene Ontology annotation, cellular component: FANCM-MHF complex. Bases 248 to 601 code for a protein of 117 amino acids. The record is from RefSeq and is a predicted model, not a curated record. Gene Ontology annotation, biological process: resolution of meiotic recombination intermediates; replication fork processing. The transcript has 5 exons.
ACAAAUGCCUCGCCGUUGCAGUUCCUCCUCCGGGCCACACGGGGUGGUGUACAUUAAGCAUCGAGUUAAACUCGGGAGUUGUUGGUAUGCUGUUGAAUUUGUACCGCGAGUUUUUGUUUAUUUCAGCUCAUGUGCCAAACAACACUGUUUAAGUCGUGUUUCUGUCUGACAGACCUUAGUUUUGUAGGAUUUUCUUACUCGGUCACUCAGUUGAAACAGCUGUGGUCGAAAGUUUCUCCGGAAGAAAAUGUCUGAUGAUAAAGAUGAGACUCAGCAGAGGUUAAAGGCAGCAAUCCAUUUCACCGUUGGUCGCCUGUGCCAGAUGACGGGAGAGGACAACCGGAGAGGGUUCAGCCGACAAGCUGUAGCAGCGAUAGCCGAGACAGCGUUCAGACAAUGCGAUGUAUUUGCUAAAGACUUGGAGGCCUUUGCAAGACAUGCUAAAAGAAGCACAGUGAAUUCAGAUGAUGUGAAGCUCAUAGCCCGUCGCAGUACAGCAUUGUCCAUCCACAUACAAAAGAAAACUGAAGAACUGAACCAGGAAAAGAAGAGUACUGGGAAGAGGAAAAGCAGAGACACUGAGGAGGAGAGCAAAGAAUAAGGAAAGGACACAGGCAGCCCUGCAGUGUCUCACUUCUGCCCAACAUUCAAAAUAAACUUGAAGGCUAUUAGCAAUAAUUUAAGUGUCAAGGCUGUCAUUUAAUGUUAUGGGGACUCUACACUUAAGGCAUUUUAUAAAUAACUUAUCUGUCCUGUGACAAAAUUAAAUGUGUGCAUUUGGCAGAACUCUGCUUAACGAUG